AUGUUUGUGAGAUCCGGUGUUUUUGGAGCCCGUAUGGCCGGUAUGCAAACCGCUAGAAACUAUGCGACACUUCGUGAAAUCGAAAUGCGUUUGAAGUCGAUCAAAAACAUUGAGAAGAUCACCAAGACCAUGAAGAUUGUGGCCUCUACCCGUUUGUCCAAGGCCGAAAAGGCCAAGGCUUCUGCCAGAGAAUAUUCCGUGGCAGAAGACGCGUUUUACCAGAAUGCUGAAACCAAGGAUUUGCAAGCUGAAAAACCAAGAGAACUUAUCGUGGCCGUCACCUCCGACAAAGGUCUAUGUGGCUCGAUCCACUCGCAAUUGGCCAAGGCUGUGCGUAAGGAAGUGGCCAAGUCACCCGAGACGGACAUUGUGUGCAUCGGUGACAAAGUCAAGGCUCAACUACUAAGAACCCAUGGUGACCGCGUUAAAUUGACCUUCAGCGGUGUUGGCAAAGAAGCCCCAACCUUUGAAGAAUCGGCACUCAUUGCCAACCAAAUUCUCAAACUCGGUGACGGCUACUCCAAGAUCCACGUCGUGUACAACAAGCCAGUUUCCUCCAUAUCUUUUGAACCAAGAAUCAAGCCAGUGUACAGCGUCGAAGCCAUCGAGCAAUCGCCUUCGUUUGCCAAGUUCGAAAUCGACGCCGACAGCAAGGUUUCCCAGGACUUGUACGAGUUCACUUUUGCCAACCAGAUUCUCACAGCCAUGGCCGAUGGUUACGCUGCCGAGAUUUCUGCCAGAAGAAACGCCAUGGACAACGCUUCCAAGAACGCUGGUGACAUGAUCAACAAGUACUCCAUUCUGUACAACAGAACCAGACAAGCCGUUAUCACCAACGAACUGGUCGAUAUUAUCACUGGUGCUUCCUCUUUGGGCUAA
Messenger RNA from Lachancea sp. 'fantastica', 879 nucleotides. Lineage: Eukaryota; Fungi; Ascomycota; Saccharomycetes; Saccharomycetales; Saccharomycetaceae. The record is from the annotation of a GenBank genome assembly.